AUCACCUCCUUAAACACCUGCCAUGCAGGCUCAACCCCCCACAGUUGGGACGCUUCUUUUUAUAUCCAUUUCUCUCUCUCCCAUACACACACUGCAAAACCUUUACUUUCCUCCCUAUGCAACAGUGAGACCUUCCUCUCCUCCUGCCCCUCUGCCUCACCAUUGGAGCCCUAUUAGGAUACAACUGGUUUUCUAUACGAAAAGGAGUCGCCUUUGGAGGGGAGGAGGAAGAGGAGAGGCAUUUUUUUCUCCGCCGGCUGGACUUUUCACUGCUCCUCUUGCUACGCACGUUCAUCUCUUUCCAUCUCACUCCGCCAUGAGUCCAAGCUUUCACUACGCUCCAUCCAUCCUCUUCUGCGCCGAGGACAACGGCAGCAUCCUGCGAUUUGAUGAUGAGGAGGAGGAGAGCGGGCGGAGCCCUAGUUGGGCGCCUGAACCAAAAAGCUGCGUUUUUGAGAGAGAUUGCUUCAUGGAUUUCCCCCUGCAAUCAGAUGAGUGCUUGAGCUUGUUGGUCGAGAGGGAAAUGGAGUACCUUCCGAGGGAGGACUACGGCGAGCGGCUGCGCUCCGGAGCAUUAAACCUCGCCGUCAGGGGAGAGAUUAUUGAUUGGAUGUGGAAGGCUCACGCCUACUAUCAAUUUGGAGCACUGAGUGCCUAUUUAUGUGUCAACUACUUGGAUCGGUUCCUCAAUGCCUAUGAGCUUCCACAAGGCAAGUCUUGGAUGACACAACUACUGUCAGUGGCCUGCCUAUCUUUGGCUGCCAAGAUGGAGGAAACUGAAGUCCCUUUGAUCUUGGAUCUACAGGUCGGCGGCGAGGCAAAGUUUGUGUUUGAAGCUAAAACCAUCCAGAGAAUGGAGCUUCUGGUGCUCAGUACCCUCAAAUGGAGAAUGCAAACUGUGACUCCAUUCUCGUUCAUAGAUUUCUUCCUUCACAAAUUCAGUGGUGGCAAUGCACCUUCCAAGCUAUCCCUCUCACAUUCUGCUGAACUCGUAUUAGCAACUAUUCGAGGUGUUGAUUUCUUAGGAUUCAGACCUUCAGUAAUUGCUGCUGCCAUUGCACUGACGGUUCUGGGAGACACUCAGGUUGUGAAUUUUGAGAGCACCUUGUCUUGCUGUUCCCUUGUAGCAAAGGAAGAGGUGUCGAAAUGUUUGGAAGCAAUUGAAAACAAAGUACUGAUGAGAAGACAACCAGGUAAAGGCAAUGUUAGCCCCUCAGUGUCCUCUGUGCCACAAAGCCCAUUCGGAGUGCUCGAUGCUGCUGCAUGCCUGAGCUACAAGAGUGACGACGCAACUGUUGUCUCGCAAUCCACAAGUCAUGGCGCACCAUCUCCGGCCAGCAAAAGGAGGAAAACGAGCAGAUGAUGAACACAAAGACAGGGCUUUUAAAACCGUGAAAAGAAACAAGAAUCAGUGAUGCUGAAGAUCAGAAAUGCCUCCGAGGAGAGUUGCUAUGCUAGCUAGUGAGCAAAAUAAUGUAUUACUCGUUCUUUUUUGGCAUGAAACAAAAUCAUUUCGAGGAUCAAAAGUGAGCUGUGCAUGCCGAAAAACAA
Molecule: messenger RNA, 1551 nt
Organism: Zingiber officinale
Lineage: Eukaryota; Viridiplantae; Streptophyta; Magnoliopsida; Zingiberales; Zingiberaceae
Product: cyclin-D4-1-like
Exons: 6
Coding region: 23-1363 (446 amino acids)
Biological process (GO): regulation of cyclin-dependent protein serine/threonine kinase activity; mitotic cell cycle phase transition
Cellular component (GO): cyclin-dependent protein kinase holoenzyme complex; nucleus; cytoplasm
Molecular function (GO): cyclin-dependent protein serine/threonine kinase regulator activity
Source: RefSeq, a predicted model, not a curated record